UCUCCCUGAUGAGCUUUAAAGUGCACAGACCACACAUGAACUAUGUGCACACGCCUACAGGCAGUCAGUGAACACAGUCAGAACCACGCUGAAUCAUUCAGCAAGAAAGAGUCGUCCUGUUAUCCAGUAAGUGAGCGAGAGGAUCGGUGCUUCCCUGCUUUCUUUUCAUUUUGGUUCCUCACUUUCUGCAGACUGUUUUGGGACCUUGUUGCCUGCAUUAGUCUAUCCUUUUGAUGCUGGGUGUACAACUUUAAUAUCUGACACGGACCAUAACGGACCACAUGCAGACUCAGCAUCGUGUGGAGGCGGUGGAUGAUCCGAAUGGAGCCCAGAUCAUCUUCUCUGGGGAGCCUGGGGGUUCUUCAGGCCAACAAUUCCUAACAUCCCCAGAGUUGAACCAUGAGGUGGUGAUAUCCCCUGGACUCCCUACUCCUCCUCUGAGCCCUUUUCGCUCUGCAAGGUUGCCGUCUGGAGAGCACAAGGUGUCAGAGAUGAACGGAAGUGCUCCCACAACACCCACUUUUGGAUCGUACUAUGGCCCCUCACAGCCACAUGGACUGUCUAACGGUGUCCAGACUUCUGCCACUUUACCACGCAGUGGCACCCCGACCAGAGAAGAGAGGCUUAUUAAGUUCUCAGGAAUCGGUCCAGUGGAUGAGACUGGGAUGCCUAUUGCCCCCAGAUCAAGCGUGAACAAACCCAGAGACUGGUACAAGAGCAUGUUUAGACAGAUUCACAGGAAGCCUGAGGAACCUGAGCUGGAGGAUUCAGAGCGGUGGUCAGUGAAACGUCUCCAAACACCCGAGAGCACAGAAGACAGAACUGAAUCAGACAAGAGGCUCUUCACGCUGUCACCAUAUGGAGCCUUACCAGACUGGAGUGAGGAUGUCGACAAAUUAGCAGACCCGGGAAAAGAACUUCAACCAAAGAGUAUAUUUGAGUUUGAGCCUGGACAGAGCACCGCCUCAGAAAGUCACAGACAGGUACGCUCAGCCUCACUCACACCAGGUCAUCUGCCCCAGAAAAAGGAUCCUGAAAAACCCCAAGCAGGUUCAAUUGAGGUAAGCACCUUUGGUAGUACAUGUGCUUUUAAUCCUGCCAUGAGAACACCAUUGAAUCCAAAUUUCAGAUUCUGUAUCAGUGUUUUAAUUUUACCUUCCAACUUCAACAUUGGUCUGGCUCAGGCCAGUCUGGUCUCUGAGCUGAGUCGUUUUGAGGCUGAGUUGGACUCUGAGAUCCAAGGCCUGGAGAGGACACUUUCCCAGAAGAAGCAGCGUCAAGGCUGGGGUGAGGAGGCCAGAGACAGGGAUCCAGUAUCUGCUCCAAAGACUAAGACUGCAGGCUACAGCCAUUCAUCAGCAUCAAAGCAGCCGAUCCAUCACUCCACUGGAUCAUCUUCAGCCUCUGUUCCCACAUAUGCACAUCAGCUUUUACCUGCUAAUGAAACCAUGGAGCCCCCACCGAAGAGAGACGACAAGAAGAUCAAAGCAGCAAGAGCCAAGUUCAAUUUCCAGGCUCAGUCACCCAAGGAGCUCACACUGCAAAAAGGUGACAUCGUUUACAUCCACAGGCAGGUAGACGCCAACUGGUUUGAAGGAGAGCAUCAUGGCAGAGCUGGCAUUUUCCCCACAACCUAUGUGGAGAUUUUGUCUCCUACAGAGAAGCCAACACCUAUAAAGUCCCCCACCAUGCAGGUGUUGGACUAUGGGGAAGCCGUGGCUUUGUAUAACUUCAGUGCUGACCUUCCUGUUGAACUUUCCUUUCGGAAAGGUGAGGUGAUUGAUAUAACCAGGCGAGUUGACGACAAAUGGCUUGAGGGUCGGAUUUCAGGGACCAGUCGAAGUGGCAUUUUUCCUGCCAGUUAUGUCCAGGUCAACAAGAUGCCCCGUACCAAAUAUUCUAUGGACGACUUCUCAGCUGACCCCAUGUCUCCAAUCUCACCUGGACCCCAGAGUCCAGGGCGUCCACUCCACUCACCAUGCCCGCGGUCCCCAAUGUCACCUUUCACCCCCUCAUCCCUCAGCCCUAAACCUGGACACUCCCCACUGAAGCCGUCUUCACCCGUGCCAUACGGCAGUCCAGCUUCACAAACACACUCCCCAACACAGACACUGUCAUCCAAAGAAAUGACCAACGUGUGGCCGCACAGCACCUGUAAACCCACUUCACCCACUAAUCAGAACAGCCAUUGGAGUGUGACACACUCAGCUUCCUUGCGCUCUGCCGCUCGAACCACAUCACCUCCCACUCAGUCGUCUGCAUCUAAACACAGAGCAGAAGCAGCCACAGUGAACACUCCCAGACACACUGACCCCACAAAGGCUGCAGUGACAAACCAGGCUACUCCAUCUAAUCUGCAUUUCAACUUCUUACCCCAAAAACCAGCAUCAAACAUCCCUGGUCCCACGGCGGUGCAGCACAAACCAUAUAAAGCUAUUUACAACUACAAACCCCAGAAUUCAGAUGAGCUGGAGCUCAGAGAAGGAGACAUUGUACAAGUGAUGGAAAAAUGUGAUGACGGCUGGUUUGUAGGUACGUCAGAACGGACCCAGACAUUUGGAACCUUUCCUGGGAAUUAUGUGGCACCAGUUUGACUUCCACGCUUUCUGCUUGUCCCCAUCUACUUGGACUCCUAAGAGCUCAAAGAGUCACACCAGUUCACUCCAGCAAAUCCUGCUCUGACACUGUCCCGUGUCCCAGCACUCCCAAACCCCGUUUAUUCCGACCUGCAUGUUCACUCUGAGCAGCUGCCGUGUUUCUGAGGUGAAGGCAGGAAAACUGUGUGGUUGCUCACCUCCCUGCCUAUGUGCAUGUGUGUUCCACAGAGACCUGAGAGUGUUUCCUACAUGUGCACAAAUGCAUAUAUGCAUUGUUUUCCACAGUGACCUGAGUGGAAAGUGAAUGUUAAAAAAAAAAAAAAAGAAAGAAAAAAAACUGUUUCAGAGAAUGGACUUUUUGUCCCACAAAUAUGUGCAGCUGCAGGAAAUUGGACAUUCCCUCCCACUGAGCAGCACUGUUCCUUCUGAGUGUGUGUGACCGCAGUGCCAUCACAAACCACAGCUGAGAAUCACACUUAAAAUGCCACAUUCUUCUGAUAUUUGCCAUGUGAUUAAUGUUUCCUUAAAAAAUGUCUUUUUCCAGAUUUUGUUUCAGACCUCUGAAAAGACCAUACAGAGGAACAACAUGUCGGUCUCUCCAUGUUUGCUUAAAGUGAAGCACAGAGAACUCAGACUUAUCAAGACAAGCUGACAGCACUCCACAAGGCUCCACACAGCAAACAAACUUAAUGCAUCUGCUGAUUUCUUAUGCAACUUAAUCCUUAUACAGUAUUUGUCAUUUUUAUCAUUCUUGGCAUUUUGUCUUUAUUGAAAGUAGGGAUACAGACGAUUUUUAUAAAAAUGUGGGACAGAACUCUUUUUUGUUGUUGCACUUCCAUCUAAUGCCUCCACCACUUUGCAGGUUUUAUUUUUUAUUUUUUCAAAUAGUGCCAAAUUUAAUACUUAAUUAGACAUCUGUUUUAACAAACACUUAUCUGAGCAUGUCCUGUCCAACUCUGGCACUUUGCUAAUGCUGCAUUUAUUAUUACAGUGCGAUCGUUUUGUUUUGUUUUUGUCCUGCAAGGCUUAUAUUCCCAAUCUGACAACAGAAAAUUAGCCUUUUGACUGUUUGAAGACUUGAGGAUUUGCUACUUUAUGGUUAUUUCAAAUUUAUGAUAUAGUCAAAAUGUCUUUAAUUUUUUUAUAUAGCUUUCUUAUAUGUAAGAGAUCCAGAAAAUGAGUGUACAGCUGUAACAAGAUUCAAAAUAUAAUAUAUAAUUGCUUAUAAAACAAUUUACAUGAAUGUAUGGUAUGCAUUUAAAGAACAAAUAAACAGAGUGAUGUUAACCUUU
Thalassophryne amazonica is the source of this 3889-nucleotide messenger RNA. It is a transcript of the gene sorbs3, whose product is annotated as sorbin and SH3 domain containing 3. Gene Ontology annotation, molecular function: protein binding. The coding region runs from base 282 to 2594 and encodes 770 amino acids. The transcript is spliced from 20 exons. The record is from RefSeq and is a predicted model, not a curated record. NCBI's taxonomy places the organism in Eukaryota, Metazoa, Chordata, Actinopteri, Batrachoidiformes, Batrachoididae.